UUUCUACAUAAAUAGCCAUUUCCCUCGAAAUAACUUUUAUAUAGCUCCUUGGAAGAAGGUCGUAAUGUUUUUAGAUUAAUCCAAAUACUAUCUCUACAAGAAGUGCAUAUAGGCCACAAAAAAAAGACUGUAUAUAGUUGGCGUAAUUUAAAGGCUGCGACAAGCUAAAGGUUGCGAAUUACAUUCACCUGCAUAAGCAGAUUAUAUCUCUGAAUCAUAGCUUUACCUUAAAGAUUACUGCACUAAUAGUACAACUAAUAAUAAAAUGGAGUCCAGGAAGCUAACCAUGAAAGGAUACAUGCUUCCUUAUAUUGUCAACUUAUCUGCUAAUUUCAUUAUCCAUAAAACAAAAAAUGGUGCACACUAUGACCUUUUUGUGGAUUAUGAUAAUUGUGAAGAACUAUGGAAUCAAACACUUAUAUCAUUUCCAAAAAAUGAUGAUUUUGAGUUAGAUAGGUUAAAAUUAUCAUUUUUAAUGAGUCUGUUUCAAUUCAUAUCAAUAUCAAAAUCUCCUUGUUUGAAGUUGAGUGACAACUACUUGUCCUCUAAUAACUAUAUAAUUGAUCAUCGUGCAUGUUGCAAUUUAAUUAAGAAAGAAAUCUCAAAAUGUAUUGAACUGAAAGGCUUUAUUUCUAGGGAACAAGGCGAUUCAAUAAUUCAGCUAUGGUGUUUGUCGAAUAUGUUUUCUAUUCCUUUUCCAUUGCCUGCAAAUAUAAAUACCAGGGCAGGCUUAAAGAAGUUCUUCACAUCAAGGCGUCCUGCAAUCUUGAAUGAAUACAAUUUAUUAGAUCCACAAUAUCCAGAAUUAUUGACAGUGUUUUCUCCAAAAAAUUAUCAACCAGUUGAAAUAAAUACAAAUAAAGUGCAAGAAGCUUUAAUUACAAACAGCAGGUUAGUAAGGGUAACUAAGGACCUUGAUGUGAGUCUGAACGCAAAAGCAAUAUGUUUAGGUCCAUUAUUGGCAUUACUUGAAACUAAGUUUAUAGAACUUAGAUUUGAAGAUCAAGUUUAUGAGAAUAAUCGAUCAAUUCCUGAUCAUACUUACACUUACGAAAAGUGUGGUCAGACAUACCAGGUACCGAUUGAAGUAAAGGUCGGAGGUGUGUAUCAUUCUAUGCUCAAUGAUAAAGAUACAUUUAAAGAAUAUACAUUACAGUCAAUGUAUCAGAUGAUCUCGAUGAAGAGUAGGCUAGGAAUAUUACUAGACCCAAAGGUAAUAGUGGUAAUAAAAGUAUCAAGUAAAAACUUCGAUGAGAAGAAUAAUUGCAAACUGAAUCGCUAUAAAAUUCACUAUGAAAUUGGAUGCUACGAGUUUGGGUCGACACAAAGUUUGACAGGAAUUUUAUUAAUCGUUUUGAAUGAUCAUUUAAGCACGGUAAAUGAAACCUCUCUAAAACAAAUGGAAGGGUUGGCUACCGAGUUAAGGAGAACGAGGGAACAAAAAGAUAAAGAGGAUAAUUUGAAUUAUGAACUUGCAGAAAAAGCUUGGUCUGGUAUUGCAGAGGGAUACCUAAGGAAUCGUGAAAUGGACUAUUACAUUCUUCGUAAUUCAAAAUUCAGCAUUCCCUACAAAUACUUUAAAUAUCUAAAAUCAAUGUAUUUAUCAAGCCAAACGUUAGUGGAAAAUGACUUCAUAAUUACUAUGAAAAUUCAAGGUGGAGAUGAAGAGGACAGAGAGAAAUAUCUUUCACAGGUGGUGUUGGUAGAUUACAUUAAUCCCGAACUGAAUGUCAAUACAGAUCUUAUACUCAAGGUUUAUAAUAGUGUAUAUGCACCAAGAGAAAUUUUAUCUUCGCAAGUUGAAGGUACCUUUAACGAAGCCUUAUCUUUUGUGAUGAGUAUGUUUGCAACAGAAAUUAAUGUUUAUGAAACUUUACGAAAAGGAUUACCAGAAGGUAUUGAGGUAGCGAAGCCAGAUAGUGCGGGAACUAACGAGGGUCAUACGAAUUGCAUCCCGCACAUAUAUCUGUACGGUUACCUCAAGUGGAAAGAUCCAUAUAAUGGAUUUUAUAUUUUAGAAGAGUAUAUCAAGCCUAAUAAAGUAGAAAAAGCUAAAGCUCUAGAAUUAGCAAAAGAAGCAUUGGAAUCCAUACAUAGCAACGGUAUUAUCCAUGGAGAUAUUAAACUUUCCAAUUUAAUAUUUGCUAGAGAUAAAUGCUACUUUAUAGAUUUUGGCAUGGCCAAAAUCAAUUCUUUUCACAAGCUUGAUGAUGUUACUGAAAGAGAAAAGAAAAGUGAAAUGAUCAAAUUAGAAAAUGUAAUUCAAAAGCUUCCCGAUGAUGAUGAAAUCACUGAAGAUGAUGAAAUAACUGAAGAAUAAAUGGAAAGUUAAAUGAUGAAAUUAGAAAAAGAAAUUGAAAGCCUUUGGUAUUCAGUUUAUAUUUAUGUAUCCUGAUUUAUUUAAUUAAAUAUUAGUUUAAUCAAUAUUAUGUAGUACAGAUGGA
Molecule: messenger RNA, 2444 nt
Organism: Scheffersomyces coipomensis
Lineage: Eukaryota; Fungi; Ascomycota; Pichiomycetes; Serinales; Debaryomycetaceae
Exons: 1
Coding region: 266-2320 (684 amino acids)
Biological process (GO): peptidyl-serine phosphorylation; signal transduction
Cellular component (GO): cytoplasm; nucleus
Molecular function (GO): ATP binding; protein serine/threonine kinase activity
Source: RefSeq, a predicted model, not a curated record